Molecule: messenger RNA, 5635 nt
Organism: Scomber japonicus (chub mackerel)
Lineage: Eukaryota; Metazoa; Chordata; Actinopteri; Scombriformes; Scombridae
Product: latent-transforming growth factor beta-binding protein 4
Exons: 33
Coding region: 1-5271 (1756 amino acids)
Molecular function (GO): calcium ion binding
Source: RefSeq, a predicted model, not a curated record
AUGUUUACGCCAACCAUAUGCAAGGUGCGCUGCAGCCUGGACCGAUGCGUCAACUACUGCGAGAGAGGCAACGUGACCACGCUGUACAGCAGCAGCGAGGCGGCGUUGGCGGCGGCGACGGCGUUAGCAGGAGGAAGACGAGACGGCUCCCAUGGACCGGGCUUCAGAGUCUUCCUCUGUCCUCUGCUCUGUAAGAACGGAGGCAUCUGCCUGCAGAAAGAUCGUUGCAUCUGUCCGCCAAACUUCACCGGAAAGUUCUGCCAGAUCCCCGUCAGCCCGACAGCCGUCGCCGCGGCCACCGCUGCUGCCACCGCCGCCGCCGCCGCCUCGCCGUCCUCCACCAAUGAGAUCGUCAAGCCUGCGAUGCUCUCCGCCCGUCAGGAGCUGACUCAGUCUGAGUUCCUGCUGCCGCUGGGGGGGCAAAGCCAGCAGGUUGGGAGGCCUGGAGCUCCCGGCCCCUCCAUGGUGAAGGUCAUGGUGCAGCACCCCCCCGAGGCCAGCGUGAAGAUCCACCAGGUGCGGAAGGUGUCUGGAUUCAGCCCCACGCUGCGGACGCUCUCCUCCAGCUCACACUCGGGGUCGGCAGGUGCUCCGGCCCCAGCGGCCCUGGCAGCCCCAGCAGCCCCGGCCCCAGCAGCCCCGGCGGCGGUGGUGGCAGGGAUCCAGGCCCAGACGGUGACGGGCGACGGCACGUACACCCAGUACUCCGGGUUCAAGUACUGCUUCAGAGAAGUCAAAGACGGACAGUGCAGCUCUCCUCUGCCUGGACUGAGGAGUAGAGAUACCUGCUGCAGAGGCAUCGGGAAAGCCUGGGGGACCACGGACUGUGUCCUCUGUCCUCCUAAUACAGGUCAAAUCAACAGCAGCUGUCCUGUUGGGUUUGAGAGAGGAAACGGGACACAGUGUGUGGAUGUGAAUGAGUGCCUCCAGCCGGGGCUGUGUGAGAACGGGAUCUGUGUGAACACCGGGGGGAGCUAUAGCUGUGUGUGUAGGGCGGGGUUCAUCCUCGACGCCUCACAUGGAAUCUGCAUCUCUCAGAGCGUGAUCUCAGACGAGAAGGGUCAGUGUUUCCGCGUCCUGGGUGCGGGUCAGGGUCCGUCCUCCUGCUCCCUGCCCAUCCUCAGGAACAUCACCAAGCAGAUCUGCUGCUGCAGCCGAGUCGGCAAAGCCUGGGGGCCCAACUGCCAGAGAUGUCCUUACUUUGGUUCAGUGGCCUUUAAGGAGAUCUGUCCAGCAGGUCCCGGUUACCACUACUCCGCUUCAGCCCUGCAGUUCAACCAGAGAGCCACGGAGCAGCUGGGGGGCCGAGGAGCUCAGCUGGUAACCCACGGCAACCAGGAUACCCAAGGUGCCGGUUCUGGGUUCAAUAGCAGUGCUGGAGCCUCCAGGUCUCAGCAGACACCCACUUCCUCUGGAGCAACAGCAGGUGAGCCUCCGCCCCAGCUGCCUCGUCCUCAGCAGCCUCGUCCUCAGCCUCCACCCCAGCAGCCUCGUCCUCAGCCUCCGCCUCAGCAGCCUCGUCCUCAGCAGCCUCGUCCUCAGCAGCCUCAGCUUCGUCCUCAGCAGCCUCCUCCUCAGACUCAGCAGCCUCGUCCUCAGCCUCCACCUCAGCAGCCUCAGCCUCGUCCUCAGCCUCAGCAGCCACAUUAUCAGCCUACACCUCAGCAGCCUCGUCCUCAGCAGCCUCAACCUCGUCCUCAGCCUCCACCUCAGCAGCCGCAGCCUCGUCCUCAGCAGCCGCAUCAUCAGCCUACACCACAGCAGCCUCGUCCUCAGCAGCCUCAGCCUCGUCCUCAUCAGCCUACACCACAGCAGCCUCGUCCUCAGCAGCCUCAGCCUCGUCCCCAUCAGCCUACACCACAGCAGCCUCGUCCUCAGCAGCCUCAACCUCGUCCCCAGCCUCCACCUCAGCAGCCUCAGCCCCGUCCGGCCGGUAGCCCUUCAUCCUACAGGCCUGUGGAGCCUGGCCGGCCCCACCUCCCGGUUGAGCCGGAUGAGUCACCAGCUCGAGGGGACUCUCUCCCCGCUCCGCUCCAGCCACAGAGCCCUGAGCGUGGGUCGAGGCCCAGCGGAGAGACCGUCAGCGUGACGAGCCGGCCGACCCGAGUCCAGCCAGUGCGAGGUGUGUGUGAGAGCAGACCCGGUGUGUGUGGACGCGGCCGCUGCGUGGAUCAGCCUGGUGGGAAAUACACCUGUGUGUGUGAUCAGGGAUACCAGCCCAACGCCCAGCGCACGUACUGCCAAGAUGUGAACGAGUGUGUGCAGUCUCCAGGUGUGUGUGCGGUGGGAGAGUGUGUGAACAACGUCGGCAGCUACAGGUGCGUGUGUCCCGCCGGAUACCGGAGCAGCAGCAGCCAGCAGACCAGUUGCCACGACAUCGACGAGUGCCAGCAGAAUCCCUGCAGCAACGGUCGCUGUGACAACACGCCCGGCAGCUACAGGUGUGUCUGUCGCCUUGGUUACAGGCUCAGCGGCAACACCUGCACAGAUAUAGACGAGUGUGAGGAUCCUCUGCAGUGUCCGGGUCAGCAGUGCAGAAACACUCCCGGCUCUUAUCUCUGCGUCUCCUGUCAGCCUGGAUACAGACUGGUCAACAGCAUCUGUACAGACAUCGACGAGUGCCGCCAGACUUCCUGCCUCAACGGCCGCUGUGAAAACACACCUGGAAGCUACCGAUGCACCUGUCACUAUGGUUACAAGCUCCAGAACAACACCUGUGCAGAUGUGGAUGAGUGUGCAGAGCCGUCUCAGUGUCCGGGUCAGAUGUGUGUGAACACUGAUGGAUCGUACCGCUGUGUGUCCUGCCAACCAGGAUACACACUGACCAACAGACAGUGUACAGAUAUAGACGAGUGUACAAAUGACGUGUGUGAUGCAGAGCAGGUGUGUGUGAACACGUUCGGCUCGUACAGAUGUGAGUGUCUGCCCGGGUAUCGAACCUCCGGCCUGGGGAGGCAGUGCAGAGACAUUAACGAGUGUCUGGAGGGUGACUUCUGUUUCCCCAGAGGAGAGUGUAUGAACACGGCGGGAUCCUACACGUGUGUGUGCUCACAAGGAUUCAAACUGAGCGACAACAAGACCGCCUGCCUCGAUGUGGAUGAGUGUCUGAGGUCAGGUCUGUGUGUAGAUGGUCGCUGCGUGAACACUGAAGGCUCCUUCGAGUGUGAGUGUCAAACCGGCUUCACCGCCAACCCUGAGAAGACGACCUGCCUCGAUGUAGAUGAGUGUGUUUCAUCUGGAGGUUCAGUUUGUGGGUCAGAGCGAUGUGAGAAUACGAUUGGUUCGUACCAAUGCCUCACUUCCUGUGAGGCGGGCUACCAGGUCUCUUCGUCAGGCAGGUGUGCAGACGUUAACGAGUGUGUGAACCAGACGGUGUGUGGAGCUCACGCUGUGUGUCAGAACCUGGAGGGAACCUACCUGUGUGUGUGUGACCGCGGCUUCACCUCCACCGCCGACGGGAAGGCCUGCGUGGAUGAGGACGAGUGUGUGACUCUGCCAGGUGUGUGUGGUUCGGCUCGCUGUGAGAACGUGGAAGGAUCCUUCAUGUGUGAGUGUGACAGACGAGGGGACGAGUUCGACACCGGCACCAGGACGUGUGUCAACACUGCACCACCAGAUUCAUUUCAAGCUGUCCCCGACUACCCCCCCGACUACCGCCCCGACUACCGCCCCGUCCCGCCCCCCGACCGCCCCCCCGUCCACCCGCCGCCCCCCUCCUCCUCCUUCCCGGUCAGCGUGGUGGACCUGCCCCCCCUCCCCCCCCCGCAGCCCGGAGAGCUGAGGGAGUGCUACUACAACCUGGCGGAGAGAGGAACCUGCAGCCUGCUGGCCACCAACACCAGCCAGCAGGAGUGCUGCUGCACGGUGGGAGAGGCCUGGGGGAUGGGCUGCCAGUACCACACCUGCCCCCCCCCACAAACAGCCGAGUUUCGGUCUCUGUGUCCCAGUGGGAAAGGAUAUCUGACCACAGUGGGAGGUGCCUUCAGCUACCGAGAUGUGGACGAGUGUAAGCGUUUCUAUCCAGAGGUUUGUAAGAACGGCGUGUGUGUUAAUAACAUCCCCGGAUACAGCUGCUACUGCCCCAAUGGAUACGUCUAUAACAGCACACUGCUGGAGUGUGUGGAUCAUGAUGAGUGUGAGGAGGAGAGUUGUGUAGGAGGAGUGUGUGUGAACACAGUUGGUUCGUAUUACUGCAGCUGUCCUCCUCAUCUGGUUCUCGACGACACACAACGAAACUGUGUCAACUCCUCCCACCUCACUGUGGAUGAGAACCAGUCACUCUGCUGGCAGCACGUCAACGCAGACCUCAUGUGUCAGAGUCCGCUGAUCGGAGGUCAUGUCACCUUCACGGACUGCUGCUGUCUGUAUGGGGAGGGCUGGGGGUUGGAGUGUGCUCUGUGCCCACCCCCCGACACCGAGGAAUACGCCAACCUGUGCAGUUCGUUCCCUCCUUUGUAUCCGGAGAGGUUUCCAGACGCAGGAGGACCAGAAGUGAGACCAGGAGCUGGACGAGGACGAGGAGGAGGAGGAGGAGGAGGAAGAGGAGGAGGACUUCAAGACUUCAGCCGCCCGGACUAUGACGAUUACUCUCCAGCAGGGGGCAGCAGGUCUGGCUUCAGAGGGAGGACGCCUGCCACCUUCAGCCUGCCUGACGGGUCCUACGGCAGGUCGGACUACGGUACUGGUUACUACUCUGAAGGAGACUACAGCCCCCCCGACGGCUCCCCACCCAGAACCCCCUCCUUCCGCCUGCCCCCGGACCCCCGAGCAGAGACAGGCUUCGGUGCUCGGCCCCCUCCUCCGUCCAGGCCCGACGGUCCUCCUCUGAGCCUGGCCCCGCUGGCUGGAGACCCCUACGAGGACGAGGAGGAGGACGAGGAGGAGGCGUGGAGGCCCGGUCCGCCUUUCCCUCCCUUCACUGAGAGGAGAGGAGGAGGAGGAGGAGGAGAGGGAGCGCCGAGGAGAGUCUAUGAGAGGCGUUACGAGUCCUACGCCGGCCUGAGCACCGCAGAGGAUUGUGGGAUACUGCACGGCUGCGAGAACGGCAGGUGCAUCCGCGUCGCCGAGGGUUACACCUGUGACUGUUACCAAGGUUACGAGCUGGACAUGACCUCCAUGACAUGUAUAGAUAUAAACGAGUGUGAGGACAGCGCCAGCGUGGAGUUCCCGUGUGUGAACGCUCGCUGUGUGAACACUGAAGGAUCUUUCCGCUGCGUCUGCAGGAGAGGAUACAUCAUGUCCCGCAGACCCAACCACUGUGUGGCAGCGUAGACCGGACCGGACCGAACCGGAGACUGGACGGGACUAAACUAGCUUGGGUUUUACUACAGGACUAGAUUAGACUAACUGGACUUGACCGGGCUAAGAUGUACUGGCCUAGAAUACUGAGUAGAUGGUGUGAAACUGGUUAAGCUGGUUAAACGACACAAAGGUUACACCAGUUCACGCCUGAUUGAAGUCAAACUGAAAUUUAAAUCCUACAUAUAAAUAUUUGUUUUGUGGAAGGAAACAAUGAUAUUAAUAAAUCUGCAUAUAUUUCACAGAGGAUACAACAUUUAUUAGACAUUGUUAUGGAAACGGUGUCUAAGCUGUUCCCAUGGUAACAGCUGACUGACAUUUAUAAGCGUUGCUAUGA